Molecule: messenger RNA, 2168 nt
Organism: Ixodes scapularis (black-legged tick)
Lineage: Eukaryota; Metazoa; Arthropoda; Arachnida; Ixodida; Ixodidae
Product: gastrula zinc finger protein XlCGF7.1-like
Exons: 2
Coding region: 1-813 (270 amino acids)
Biological process (GO): regulation of transcription by RNA polymerase II
Molecular function (GO): RNA polymerase II cis-regulatory region sequence-specific DNA binding; DNA-binding transcription factor activity
Source: RefSeq, a predicted model, not a curated record
AUGCGUCUUCAGUCGUUGGACUGGACCGAAGAAUACUAUGGCGACAAAGUGGAUAUCUCUGGCCGUGACAGCCGCAGAGUUGGCACCUCUUCCCAGACCAACAAUUCGGGCCCACACAAGCUGCAAACGCACCGACAACUGGACAAGCGCCCGUGCCGCUUCUGUCCUUACUCAAGCUCUUCCUCAACGGCUGUCGCCAUUCACGAGAGGACUCACACUGGUGAGAGGCCCUUCCCAUGCGGCGUCUGCGAGAAAACGUUCACGAAUAAGACUAACUUGAUAGCUCAUGUUAGAAUUCACACCGGAGAGAAGCCGUUUAAGUGCAACACGUGCAGCAAGGCGUUUACUCUGAAACGCAACUUGGCGGAUCACGAAAGAAUUCAUACAGGAGAGAAGCCGUUCAAGUGCAACACAUGCGGCAAGGCGUUUACUAUGAAAUGCACCUUGGCGGAUCACGAAAGAAUUCAUACAGGAGAGAAGCCCUUCAAGUGCAACACGUGCGGCAAGGCGUUUACUCUGAAACGCAACUUGGCGGAUCACGAAAGAAUUCAUACAGGAGAGAAGCCGUUCAAGUGCAACACGUGCGGCAAGGCGUUUACUCUGAAACGCAAAUUGGCGUAUCACGAAAGAAUUCAUACAGGAGAGAAGCCGUUCAAGUGCAACACGUGCAGCAGGGCGUUUACUCUGAAAUGCACUUUGGCGGAUCAUGAGAGGACUCAUACUGGAGAAAAGCCGUACAGGUGCGGGACCUGCAGUAGAGUGUUUGCGUCUCAUAGCAGUUUACGCCAACAUCGGUAUACACAUCAUAAGUGACCGCAACUCUCACGUGAACCAUAGCUGUGGAGGGAAUUUAAAAAAAUACUCAAGCUCCGACGUGUGUUUAUCUCAUUUGGGGAUACACCUGCAGGGGUUCUACUUGCGAGCGGUGUAGGUUUUUCAUUGUUUUAAAUAUUUCAGCCUGUUAUUUUUUGUGUUAUGACCGAUAAAAAAGUGAAUUUACCUUAAAAAUGACGGCCACGGUUCUUUUUGUGCACAAAAAAAAUACUGGAAGCAUAGAAUUUUUUUUUGUCAUCUAGAGUCAUUAAUUACAUGCUGCACCUGGAGUCCCUGAAUUGUCUGUUGGGUCAUUGAUCUUGCUUUCAAGCAGUGUUGUACACGUUCCUAAAAAAAAGAGGAACGAAAGGUCGUUCCUCGUUGCUUCCGAUUAUUAAAACGCGUUCCUGUUACAAGUUCCACAUGUGAAAAAGGAACUCGUUCCCGUUACAGCGCAAAAAAUGGAACGUAUCGUUACAUAUACAUAACAUUUUAUUUUGCUGAUUUUUGUUUUGUUUUUUAAUCUAUCCCAUCAAAUGGCAACGUACGAAUUUGAAUGCCUUGAUGGAAGGGCACACGGAGAAGAAAGCAAGCGGAAGCAGGGCUUCAUUUGUUGAUAUAUUCACCUUUAAAACUAUCAGCCUUUAACCACGUUUAUGUUUGUGGUGGGCGAAUUCAAACGAGCCAGUUAUACUGUUACCCCACAAUGCAUGAGCGUUUUACAACAACCUCACACGUUUCAGUCUAACAAAGUCCCGUGAUCGAACUUAACAACAGUUACUUCUCGAUGUUGCUGUCCGCAAAACGAGCAAGUGAAAAAGGGGGCAGGGCUUUUUGAAGGUCAGUCAUGAAACUUACAAGUUCUUCUUUGUGAAGGUUUGAUUCGUUGUUCCGUUUGAAGGUGGGGUACUAGGGAAAAAGGAAUAAAGGUUAAUUUUUGUGUAUCUUUUUUUAAGUGAGCAAUGUUCGGUAUAGAAGGGUGCGUUCGAUGUCCCGUAACUUGUUUUUUGUUGUAACUCUAGGUCUCUUUGUGAAAGUUCAAUGAUCUCUAUAGUCGGCUUUAUAUUUCUGGGUGUAUGAGGAUUUGUGGAAGCAAAGAAAUUAGAAAAGUUUGAAACGUCCUUCUUUCUGUCUCAUUUCCUUUGACUAAACGUUUUGCUUUUGAUACCGCAGUCUCAAACACUGAAAAAAGGAUAAUUGUCCGCUAGCUCUCCUGCAGCCGACUGCUACUUAAACAAGGACCACACAAAAUGAACCAUUAGAUAAUUAACCAAGAAAUUAACGAGAUUCUGCUCUUCGUAAAAAUAUUAUUUUUAUACUUUCAGAAUUUCCCGCUUAGAACUUAAAAAAAAAAA